Molecule: messenger RNA, 2258 nt
Organism: Folsomia candida
Lineage: Eukaryota; Metazoa; Arthropoda; Collembola; Entomobryomorpha; Isotomidae
Exons: 7
Coding region: 59-1993 (644 amino acids)
Molecular function (GO): nucleic acid binding
Source: RefSeq, a predicted model, not a curated record
UGUUCCACCCGGCAGUGACACGGUAGGCUAUCUCCCAACCCCCAUAAACGACGAAAAGAUGAACCUUAUAAACGAGUUCAUUCAAGAUGUCCUAAUUGUUGGUCCUCCUUGUCCGGAUUCUGAGUGUGGAUAUUUCUAUUCCCUUCUCAGAGCUAAAGAACAGGUAUUGGGGGAAGGUGAAAUGCGAAUUCCUUUAUCUGAUGUUCCUAGACGGAAUGAUGGAACCAAACCUUACCUUAGUCUUUCGAGGUGCAGUCCUACGAGUUUUCCUAUGCAACAAUUAGCCUUUGAAAUUGAGAAAGCAACACCGAAAGCGAAAAACGACUGUAAACAACCAAAUACUAAACUCCCAUUCCAACUACUUGGUGUUUCACUACAGGCGACAGCUCAAAAGUUAAUUGUCAACGCCAAAGUAUUCUUUGACAGUAACCAGGUACAGUGUGAAAUACUAACAGGAAACUCUGUCACCAAAACUAGCCAGAUUCUAGGAAUUGGAGAGAGAACAGUUUAUCAGACAAUGGAGAAUUACAAAACGAAUAGUAUAAAAACACCUGGUAAGAAACGUAUUAGACCAACGCCAGUGAUGGAUCAGUUUGACGACUUCCGAACUGAGCACGUUAAACGAAUCAUUCAUCAAUUCUAUGCUAAUAAUCAAGCACCAACAAUGCAUAACGUAUACACAAAACUGAUGGAGGAAGUCAAGGAAGAAGAAGAUGGUCGGAUAGCCCGAGGAGAAACUCUUACAGCGUUCAAAUGUUCCAAGUGGACGUUAAGAAAACUCAUUAAGCAAUUAGGAUUUAGAUUCAAAACUGUUGAUAAGCGAGCAGUUAUCCUCAUGAGAUCAGACAUCGUGCAGAAGCGAUAUGAAUAUCUGUCCGUAAUGAUUAAAAAUCGUCAGUCCGAGAACCCAAAAUGUGUUGUCUACACAGAUGAAACGUGGGUCGAUAGUUAUGCUAGAACUGGAAAAGGCUGGGUUAUUAAUUCACCAAAGUCAUUUCAUGAAGCGGCUUUAUACUCCUUCCAAAACCCGAAAAUUUCUAGAGGACCACGUAUCAUUGUGAUGCAUGCAGGUGGAGAGGAUGGAUUCGUACCUGGCGCUAUGAAGGUAUAUCCAGUAUCAAAGAAGAAAGUCCAGAUGGAUUACCACGCAAACGUUAACGGUGUCGCUUACAUGGCUUGGUGGAAGGAUCUUAAUCAAAAGAUAAAAGAUAAUUAUGGUCCAUGCAUAAUUGUUAUUGAUAACGCUCCGUAUCACAGCACCAAGGAAGCCCCAAAAUCUACAUCCCGAAAACAAGAGCUAUACGACUGGCUGAAUGAUAAUUUAGAGGGCCCUGAAAAGCUGAAACUAAAACCUGUAAAGCAAAUGAGACGACCUGAAUUAUGGAAAAUGGUUCAAGACCUUAAAAACGGAAAUGAAUAUUACAUUGUGGAUAAGGAGGCAUUGAAAUAUGGAAACACUGUUGUCCGAUUACCCCCAUAUAACUGCGACUUGAACCCAAUUGAGUACGUGUGGAAAGACAUCAAGCACGCAGUUAGGGCUGCAAACACACAGGGGACCGCUGAGUUUGCACAAGCUGAGGCUGAGAGAAUUAUGACAACAUACACAAAGGAACAAUGGCAGAAACACAUCAAACAUGUGCACCGGUUCGUAAAACCAAGAUUCGCUAUUAUGGGAAUAAUUCGCAAUUUCUACAUUAUUAUUGUAAAUAGAUUGGAGGACGAGUAUUGGAAAAAUGAUGGACAUUUUGAUGACUUCCUUGAUGACUUCCAAACACGUGUAGCUUCAGCCAACCCCAUUCGAAUUACAGCAGCAGAUGAUGUGUCUGACGACGAAGAUGAGGACCCUGACGAUGUUGACGAAGUAGUUGAUAGAUUCCGAAUGCAAAUACACAAUGAUAUUGAAUACUCACAGGCUGGGGAAGAAGAAGACUUGCCUGAAGAAGAAUGUGCAACUUCUAGGAGGAGAUUAACCUUCCCACCAGAAUCAACCUAGAUUUUAACUUCAAUGGAUUCAAUACAUAAUAAAUAUUAUAAAUAGUGAAUCCGAUUUGUACAUAGUGUUAAGAAUUAUUAUUCAUUAAAUUUGUACGAAAUUUUCAAAAAUAUGCCUACCCCUCUCUACUUAACAUUCUUGCAAAACUGAAAACUUUAAAAUAAUGUCCCGUUUAGUAAAAUACAAUAAGUUAUUAUUUGACCCUUCAGGGGCCCUUAACUCUUGACCUAUACGUCACAAAAACCAAAAAAUAUUUUUCUGAUUC